Messenger RNA from Prosopis cineraria, 840 nucleotides. RefSeq lists its product as uncharacterized. The transcript has 2 exons. The coding region runs from base 33 to 809 and encodes 258 amino acids. The record is from RefSeq and is a predicted model, not a curated record. NCBI's taxonomy places the organism in Eukaryota, Viridiplantae, Streptophyta, Magnoliopsida, Fabales, Fabaceae.
UCUCCAAGGGUGUUUCUCAUUUCCUUCAUCUCAUGCACUCGUGCUCCCCAGAUCCCUAUGACAAAGACGUGACAUCCAUGAAAGCUAAACAAGAACUGAAGCGCUGCGCCACGGAGCUCCAAGCUGUGGGACUCGAAAUUCAUUCCACUGCGCAAACCAUUAUAAACGCUUCUACCAACAACAAAACAGGAAUUGUGGCUUCUGCACUGAGGGAAUUUGUGGAGAGUUUCGGUUUUUAUAUAGAUUUUAAGCAAAGGGAUCAAAAGCUGAUAAUCCCGACGCUGUGCAUAAAAGAAGGAAAGGAAGAGAAGUGGAGGAAUUUCAUUGCUUGGGAGCAACUCGGAUUAACAGGAAUCAGCUACAAGUUCAACUCCUACGCGUAUUUUCUCAAACGCCUAGUCUGUUCUGUUCAAGACAUCCAAAUGCUUAAAUCAAAGAACAUUAUUGUAGCAGAUGAAGAUUUUGGGAUCAGCGCCCAGAAAUUACUGGCCUUGUUCCAGAUUAUCACAGCCGGGGCUGAAAAUAUGGAUAACAGAUACAGUGCUAUGUGUACGCAAUUGAACGCAGUGAAGCAGCAUGGUGUCCCUGUGACAGGAUGGUGGACCAUGAAGUGGCAUCAUUCCCAGCGUUUGCUGGAACUGCUAGGACCUCGGAUCAGAUACACCAUCAAAAUCCUAUUUAGGCUUUUGUUUAGCAAGUACAUUCGUGACACGUGGAUGCUCCUCAAAGUUGGGGCAGCUACAUUUCUUCUUCACUACUAUUCAGACCAUUUACACAUUGAAAACCAUUAUGCCCCAGCUGGCCAUUAAGAGUUAAGAAAGGAUCAGAAAAGCAUGUGGG